GCGCUGACCAGACCGCGUUGCCAUCUCGUCUCACUACACACCCGAUAGUCACGUUCGCCGGUCAUUACAAUAUUACGCGCCAUGUGCUCAUAAAAACACGGCUCGAGUGUGAUAUAUUGAAAAGUACACACAUAAAACUGAAGUGCGUUUAAUUCGGUUGCUUUUUAAAGUGGAAAGUUGGAAAUUGGAGUAGUUAGUUAGAUGUUCGGAAGGUCCGGGCACGCGGUUCAGUCCGCGCCAACUCGCCGGUAGGACAAGACGGAUGGUGGCGGGAGUCCGGGCGGCGCGCGGCGGGCGACUUGUUGCGCUGUGGUCGCGUGUGCGGGUAUGCGCGCACGUGCGGCGGCGGCGCGCGGUGGCGCGGCACAGUCCCGCGGCGGCCGGCGACGAGCGCACACCGCCUCCGCCGCACGUGCCACCGCCGCCCGCGCCGGCAUGCGACGCUAGCCGGAGCAUGCGGUUGCCGCUGCUGCCGCUGAUCGUGCUGCCGCUCGUGCUCGCGCGCCCGGCAGCAGCCGGGAUCUGCUGGACGGGUAUGGAGCGCGGCGGGCGCUGUAGCUCGGUGGCGGCGCUGCGCGUGGGCCGCGCCGAGUGCUGCGCCGGCGCACGCGCCGCGCCCGCCGCCUGGAGCCCGCGCGACCUAGACAGCGGCGAGAUAUUCUUCUACAAGGCGCUCUCCGGGGGUGUACCUUGUACUGCUUGUGCUGAAUCAUGUGCAGGCGUGUCCUGUGGUACGGGACGCCGUUGCGUGGUGCGGGGCGGGCGCGCGCGAUGCGUGUGCGCAGCGAGCUGCCGCCGCGCCGGCGCUGUCUGCGGCUCCGACGGCAAGACCUACCGCUCGCUGUGUCGACUCCGGCGCCGCGCGUGUCGACGCCCCGCCAAACACCUGAGCUUGGACUACCCUGGACCGUGUCGAGUGGGUAGUUGCGAAGGCGUGCGCUGCGGCGGCGACAAGCGCUGCGUAUUGGAUGCGGAGCUGGGCGCGCACUGCGUGCGGUGCGGCGCGUGCAGCGUGGCGGGCGCGCCCGUGUGCGCCGUGGACGGCCGCACCUACGCCGGCGCAUGCGCGCUGCGGCGGGCCGCCUGCGAGCGCGGGAAGGCGCUGCCGCUUGCGUACAGGGGGCCUUGCAUAGCAAACGCGACGUGCGCGACGAUAUCGUGCGGCGCGGGCCAGCGCUGCGCGUCGGGCGGCGCGAGCGGCGCGCGCUGCGUGUCGUGCGGCGCGUGCGGCGGAGGCGCGCGGCGCGCGCUGUGCGGCUCGGACGCGCGCACCUACCCCUCGUGGUGCCGCCUGCAGCGCGCCGCCUGCCACGCCGGCCGCGUCGUCGACCCCAUGCACCCCGGCCCGUGCACAGGGAGCAAAAACAUAACGGACAAUAGUGUGACUGGUGAGAGAAGUGUGGAGGAGGCUCGCGUACUAUGAGAUUGCAGUGAGUCUCAGCUGAUCGACUGCUGCUGAUUGCCAGAUCUCACCACCACACCUUCAAGAACUGCAGGAACUUCAAAGCAGUCUCAGCCUCAAGCCAUAAGCCGAGUCACAGUGAAUAUCUAAAAAGUCGACUGGAGUUGUACCCAGUGCUUUUGAAGAAAAACUUUGGGUUUGACUUUUAAGUCGGUUAAUUUGAAAGUCUGUGCUGUAGGGGUGUUAUUCUCUAGACAGCUCCGGCGAUAGUUAUACACGAUAUGUAGAGACACAUAUAUAGUUGAUUGAACUAUAUAAAAAGCUAUACCAACUGCAGUUAGACCUCAACAGACUUCCGUCACAAUCGGCUGUCGCCGGACCUUGUAUAGAGUCGGACACCCUGUUCGAAGCGAACGCUUCUCAAGUCAACUACGUGCCAGGUUCCUUCAAAUUCAUUAAAUUCGUAGGUAUUUCUAUUGUAGAUUAGGUAAAUUUACUGAACCUGAAGCACUUUUCAAACUUUGUAGAUAAAUAAUAAUUCUAUAGUCUUUAAUAAUUAACACUUACAUUAUUAAAUUUGAGCACCAAAUCGUACUUAAUAUUUAGUCAAAAUGUUAUACAUAGGGACUGUAGGUAGCACAAUAUUUGGAACUUAGGUACUUCUAUUUUAGAAAAAUUGGAAUUUCCGUCUUGUUGAAAGUCGCUACUUGAAAAAAGCUUGUAGGAUGAAAUGGAUAACACUUUCAUCGGACUGACAUAAUUGUUCUUAAAUAAAUUAACUCUUAGUAUUUUAAGACUUAAAUAAUUUUACUUCACGAAAUGUGGUUUUAACGCUUAAUGCAAUAUUUAUUAUUAAGUUAUGAAAUAUGAAGUUUAGUGCAAUAAUUUUAUUGAAAAUUGUAUGAAAUUUAUGUUUACUUGUUUGUUUUGUUUAUUAUUUACGAAUCGAAUAUCGCAGAGAUCUUCAAAAGUGUAAUUCGAAUAUUGAAUGUUUAAAAUGUUAUGAAUACGCUUUCAGUAUUAUGUGCAUGUAAUAUUAUUAGAAUAUUCUUAUUUUCGAAACGUUUUACAUUGGAAAUUAGGUGAUUUUUAUAGACUGUAGAUUUUAAAAAGUAAUUUAUUGUUACUUUUAAAUUAUUUCCAAAAUGUUUCCAUGGUUUAUUUUGUGCGUAUGCGACGAGUACAUGUAUAAUUUGUGGUGUAUCCAUGUGAAGGUGAUGCGACUCGAGCGAGUCUCUCUUGACGUCCUGCUUAGCUUUAAAUAGUUUAAAGUUUCGUAACUGUCUUUAAUUCGCGAGUCCACAUUUGUCGUUACUGCGUUGGAUUUAUGACUCCUGAUAUUGAGGUUACAUGCUUGUUGGAUUCGGUACAUUCCUGGAAACGUUUGACAUGUAGUAUUUAUACAGCGCUCUAAAACCUAUUGUGCUGAUGUUAUGGCCCAUUUUACAACAUUUGGUACGGACGCAACCCUGACUCAUAUGCUCAUAGUCUGUUGUAGUUUAUAUAUUUAUGUGCGUUUCCAAUAAUAUAAUAUCAAGGCUAGCAUUUUAUACCUACCACAGUAACGACAAAUGUAUCGAAUAGAACAAGAAUGGAAUACCUAUUAUUUUGGUAGUAGUCGACGACAACGCGGUUUACUCUAUUUGGUUUCAAAAACCAAUAAAUAAUAGUUACGCAUGAUUUGCAAGGCAAGCAAAGCACAUCAAUAGCCUCACAAAGAGUAGAAAAUUUAAAUUACAGUAGCUACAAUCAUAAAAUGGCAAUUUCUUUUCAUAAUUUUUCAUUGGUCUGGAAAUUAUUCUAAAUUCAAGUGAUUGGUCAAUGUAUAACAGUGUUGCCAAUUAAGGAAAAAGCUUCUAUUUUGUAUGAAGAUUUUGCUUUACCGUUUAUUGGCAGACGAAGAAUGUAUAUUUUGUUUAAAUGUGGACUCAACUAAUGUAACGUGUAACUAGGCUCUCGUCAAUUACUUCCUAGUGCUAAUCGAGUUGUUACUGUAUCUUACUAUAAACUAUACUAUACUAAAUUGUUGUAGUUGAACUCAUUGCGACACUAGAUGAUGUAUAAUAUAUUGUCCUUGUUUCUUCAUAAAUAUUUUACACUGA
Messenger RNA from Pectinophora gossypiella (pink bollworm), 3504 nucleotides. Its product is annotated as follistatin-A. Gene Ontology annotation, molecular function: calcium ion binding; collagen binding; extracellular matrix binding. The record is from RefSeq and is a predicted model, not a curated record. The coding region runs from base 263 to 1423 and encodes 386 amino acids. Gene Ontology annotation, biological process: anatomical structure development. NCBI's taxonomy places the organism in Eukaryota, Metazoa, Arthropoda, Insecta, Lepidoptera, Gelechiidae. The transcript is spliced from 6 exons.